This is a messenger RNA of Paramecium octaurelia, 801 nucleotides long. The record is from the annotation of a GenBank genome assembly. NCBI's taxonomy places the organism in Eukaryota, Ciliophora, Oligohymenophorea, Peniculida, Parameciidae.
AUGUCUAUUUGUGAAAUCUGUUUUAUAAAAGACAAACUUAUUAUUUGGUAUUCAUUUCCAAUUCAAAAUUAGUCCUAAAUGCUCUAGAAAUGUUUGUUCAUUGUGCAGUAAAUUGUCAGAUUGCGAUAUUUGCAUUCUAAUUGAAAUGAAAUUUGCAUUCGUAAUAAUCAACCAUAAAUAUUAGCUAUAUUAACAACAUAAGUCACAAACUGAAGAACAAGCCUAUCAAUUAUAAUAAAUCAAUGAGAAGAUAAACACUAUUAAUCAAGAAAUUUCCUUAAUUUAAAAGGUAAGUUCACACCUAGAUAAACAUGAAAAUAAAAAAAGUGAAUCACUAGAGUUUUAAAUGAGUGAAACAAUCAUUGAUAAACAACAUGAGCUUGAAGAUAUCGAAGGGGAAAUUGAAAACUAAAAAGUAUAGUAGAUUGAUUUUAUUAUGAUUUUAGUUGAUGAGGGCAAUGAAGAAUUAAAUGCAUUAAAAAGUUAGCAAUUAAAAUUAUCCACACAAAAUAAGGAAUUGGACUUAAAAAUCAAUGAAGCUGAGAAAGAAUAUGAAGUGCUUCAAGAAACUCUGAAUUUAAAGAAAUAGCAAAUAUAUUAGAUCUUAUAAACUCUGAAAAAUAAAACUAGUUUAUUACGAGGAAGCUAAGAAGAAAAGCAUUAUUCUUAAAGCAAUUUAGGACUGACUCUUCCUGGGAAGUAACAAAAGACUAUUUCAGGAGAAGAAAAAUCAUAAAAUCCAGGGUAAUAUAGUUAUUAGAUCUAUAUAGAUUAUGUGCCGGAUAGUGUUUGGUAUAAUGA